This is a messenger RNA of Ectocarpus sp. CCAP 1310/34, 1380 nucleotides long. NCBI's taxonomy places the organism in Eukaryota, Phaeophyceae, Ectocarpales, Ectocarpaceae. The record is from the annotation of a GenBank genome assembly.
AUGAGCGCUCGAAGCGCCGAUACCGCGCGAGAGAGAGGACGUACGGUGACGGCUUUGCUCGCAGCCUCCGCGACAACCCCGUCUAAUCCCUGGUCGACACCUCACAAGUCACGGAGCUUCAACGACAACAGCAGCAACAAUCGCGGCAGCUCCUACGCCGUUGGUUACCGACGUCCCACCACCACCGGUCCUGCCGCCGACGACCAAACCACCACCACCGACUGCGGGGAGACGACGCUCGGUGGUGGUGACGAUGACCUCGUCGGAGUUGUGGACCGGCUGCUCAGCUCGGGGGGUCAAGAUGAGGACAGCCUCGACCUGUGCUCGUCGACUUGGCAGAGCGUGGAGACCAUGGCGAGAGCGCUAGCCACCGGGCAGAGCGUAGUGUCCACUAUUUCGAGGUGCUACAGGCUGCCGGGUCUGGGGCGGAACAACUCGGGCCCGCAGGUCGCUGCCGAGGCUGCCCGGUGCAAGGCACGGCGAGCCGGCACGGAGGCGAUGCAUUCGUCGCUGCUCUCCGGCCGGUUUGCCGCCAAAGCAUUGGCCAUUUUCCGCAGCCUAGGGCAAGCACCUCUCACGCACCCGGACAGCUUCUUUAUCAACUCGUCGAAGCUCCCGGAAGCCGCCAAAGCCCUCGACCCCGGUUUGGACGAUGCGACGAUUAGGGUAUGGAUGAAAGCGAACGGCUUCGAGCAGCAGGGGCGACCGCAGUCAGACAGCCUCGAAGCGCUGUCGUGGACGGAAUACCGCCAGGCCCUUUCCGAACUGUGCCCCGCCUUUCGUCGGCACGGCAUCAACCCUACCACCUCGACCGAGCGCAACACCGCCGUGACGACGCCGAUGGACACAAAGCGCAUCGGGAACAGCGGCGGCAGCGGAGGCUUGGCGUUGUCCGCUAGCUGCCCCUCAUUCACCAAUCACGACCCCUGGGAAGCAGCGGUUGACAGAACGCCCGCAUGCCGUUCCCCCGCUCGCCCCCGGCGUCGUGCCGGCUUGGAGGACGACGGGGAUACUCACGCGGCGGGCGGGAGGUUGGGGGACUGCCUGCCGAGGAGCCCCGGCGUGGACAGCUACGGCGUGCUUCGCAGGAAGCGGCACGCGGCCGUUUCGCUGGACUACGAAGCAAUCACGAGGGAGCGACCGCAGGUGAUGCCGCCGUUGGACCCGUCAAUUUUAGUGGAUCACAUCAAAGCGCAAGGCCGGCGCGACCGCAAAAACCCCGGCAGCGAAGAAGGCGGGAGCUCGUCUCUAUGGACGCUGAGCACCCACGAGCGACUAUAUAAAAUACCCCUCCAGAAAGAACAGGUGCUCAGGUGCUCUGGAAGAAGGUUGCUUCUACCAAUCAGUUUUUUUGUUUUUGCUGGAGGAGGUCUAUUCUGA